Parathielavia appendiculata is the source of this 1830-nucleotide messenger RNA. RefSeq lists its product as uncharacterized. Lineage: Eukaryota; Fungi; Ascomycota; Sordariomycetes; Sordariales; Chaetomiaceae. The record is from RefSeq and is a predicted model, not a curated record. Bases 1 to 1830 code for a protein of 609 amino acids. The transcript is spliced from 2 exons.
AUGGCCAAUACAUUCUUUCAAUCCACGAUCCCCCUAUCCCAUAAUGCAGUCAAGUCGAUCAUUUUCAGGUCCGCCGAGCUCCUGAUGGGCAUCUUCAUUUACAAGUUUUUCUCCCUCGCCGCGUCCCGGUUCCGCCAGUUCACUUCGUAUCUCAUAUUCAGUGAGGACUGGAUCCAGCGAUGUUUAUUUAUGUUUUCUCGAGGCUUCUCCGGCGCCACCCUCGUUGUCCUCAUCUUCUCCAUCAUCAACACGGCGGCGUCGCUGUACGGCACUCUCCUAUGGGCAUUGGACUCUCCAGGAUAUAUCUACCGGACCUACAACUCGAGUCUCGCUGAGCACGGGUACGAGCUCGAUCCCGACGCCUCGUACGUCUUUCAGCUGUCUCUCGACCCAAACACGCUCAACGAUACCGACAAGAACCUGCCCAAGAUCGUGGGGGGCGAACUCUUCAAGUACGGUUUCAACACGUCGCUGACAGGCGACGUCAAGAGGGGCAAGCCCGAAACCACGGAACCGACGCAGCAUAAAGACGUCGGCGCACGCAUCUGGCUAGACGGGGAGGGCUUCUCUGUCUCGGCCGACACCUAUGCUUCCUGGCCAGGCCCUGCCAUGGAAGUCGACGGACAGAAGCUGGAGUUCCCUGAUGAAUGCAUCCGCUUUGACGGGGGUGUGGCCGAAUGGAAUUGUACCUACCACAACUCCUUUGCGGCGGGUUUUUUCGAGGGCAAUCUUGGGAGGCCUGAAGUGCACUUUGAUGACGAGUCAUCGAACGAUUACGACUCGCAGUACGUCCGCCCGAACCGCAUCAACAAUGUGUGGGCCAUCUACGGCAAGGGCGGCGGGACGGCGGUCAUGAUGCAGGUCUUCACCGUCACCAAAGGCAAGAGGCGACACACGUUCGCCGAGACCGUUUUCCGCGCGACCAUGCUGACGAACCCGGGAGUAUUGUUCGCCCGAAACGAGGCCAACGACCUGUUGCGGCGCGCAGCCGGACGCAACGCAACCGCCAGGGAUAGCCCUCAGCUGGGCCAGAUCAUCGAGGACAUUCUCCGUGCCCAGGACGAGGGAGUGAGCUACAACUUCGGCACCAACUGGGCCGAUAGCGAGCAAACUGUCAUACAGAACACAUGGUCCUAUUUCAGGAUCCUCAACCCCUCCAACGGGGACGAAAUAUACUCAAUCGUCUACACAAGCUCGACGAACAUCACGCUCCUACGCUCUGAGGAUAUUGAGAACCCCCCAGCCCCGCUGAAGCCAUGCGACCGGCCGUUCAUGAACGAGGCCUUCGGAGGAAAAGUCACGCAGACGAACUGUGCCGGCGCCACAGUUCUCAAACUAAACACGAGGUUCUACGGCACCGUGGACACAGCCGCCGUCAUGGUCAUCAGCGGUCUCGGCUACGGCCGGUCCAACAUCAGCUCCGAGUCCAUGAACCAGCAGCUCAUGGAAUGGGUGUGGGACAACACGCCGAGGAUGAUGGACUUGUUGGUGGCGAGGGGCUUUGCCGUCAGCGUCGACCCUUCCCUCGUCGGCGUCGCCAUCGAGCAGAUGGUUGUGGCCGUGAGCGGUCUGCAGCUGUUUCUGAGCAUAUUUGCCGGCGUCCUGGCGCUUGCGGCGUGGGCUGCUUUGUCCUACGGCGCCGACGACGGCUGGUCCAAGAGCCUCCUUGCGAACCUCGUGCAUACCACGCUGUAUCGAGGCACGGCGGAGUCGAAGAGGUCAUACAUGGGGGUUACUCCGAACGUUGAUAUGGUGGUCCAUGGGGAGGGAAACUUCCUUGUGGUGGGGGAGAGGCCGGUUGUCCUUCAUCACAAACACGAUGAAAUCUAA